AUGGCCUUGUCGAGCACCGAAAUUUCCUCGCUGGUUGUUUUUGUCAUUUGUGCUUUGGUACUGAUGGCUUUUAUUGUAAUUUAUGUACUAUUUUCAAGUCGAAUAUUUGCAUGGGCUAUUUGUAAAUUAGCGUGGUAUUGGAAAUUAAAGACGUUGAACGAAUAUUUAUCGAUUGGAUCUCUAACAUUUUCACCACUCGGAGGAAAAAUACUUUUCCGUAAUGUACAGUAUACAACCAAGAAUGGCUCACUACACAUUAUUGAUGGAUACAUAGAGAUUUAUUGGUGGUUUAUUUUAACAUCUACUUGGCAAAAGUCCAAAAAGGAGUCAAGAUUUAGAUGUUAUCUGAAUGGAGUGGAAUGGCUGAUUUAUAAUAACGUGUCACGAUACGACCAAAUUAAUUCAAAAAAAUUAAAUUAUAAUUUAAGCGAUAGCGAUGGAGAGGAAGGAGACCGACUACACAAUGAUGACAGAAUUCACGAUACGGAGGAUGAAGGCCAUCGGGAUAUUUUGGAAGAGGAUAAUAUUCAAAAAUUUUUCACCUGGGCUAAAGCUGUUGGUGUUGAUAUCCGAAGAGGUUGUGUAGCUAUUGGAAAUAGUGAAUUACCUGUUUCUGUGAGAAUAGCAUUUAGAAGAGCCAUUUCAACCAUUUAUCUUGACAAACCAGCUUGCAAUUUGGACAAGUACAAAUUAGUGGCUGACAUUAAUUUUGAGUAUAUCAAGGUCAUGUUCAUAGAGAACACAAGCAUUCCUCAAUAUAACACUCCCCAUUUCGAACUCUCCAGAAAAAAAGUUGAGGAAGAUAUUAUUAAGGAAGUCCAAAAACAAUUUAAGAGCAUAUUUAAAAACUCUAAUUUUGAUUUUAUGAACGAACUCAAAACAAUGGCUUCUGAAAAAAUAGAAAAACAACCAGAAUAUGUAUUUAAUUUAAAAGAGAUAGAAAAGGAUAAGUCAGCAAAUGUGGAUGAAACCAAAGUUUGCCUGUGUACAAAAUUAAGAGUUUCUUAUUAUUAUGAAGAAGGAGGUGUCAUUCCAGAAGAGCCAACGUCUCCACUACCUCCUCAAGUGGAUGCUAGUAGAGAAAAUCCAACAGAGCUUGCCCCUCCCUCUCACGGAGUAGAGUUGCAUUUUGACCGAUUUGUUGACGGAGCAAUUGUGUACGGUCCCUGGGGAGAUCAUCAGCGUGCCCUUCUUCAAGCAUUUUUCUUUCCUCCGCUGUACGAAAAUGCCAAAUAUUACCGAAAAACGUCUGGUAGACAGAGAAGAGCUGAAAAGUUUGAUGUUGAAUUUUACUUUAUGGAAAAAACAACAUGGAUGUUUCCUUUUAUCAGGACUCCUAAAACGUUAAAGGAAAAGAAAGAAAAUAAGGGAAAUCAGGAAGUAUUGACAAUGAUAUUUGAAAAGAAUUCAUUUCUUCAUUGGAGUGGAGAUAUGUUUGCCUCUCUUACAACAAAUGAAACUGUCACCAAUAUUGACUUUAACUUCCCUGGCAUGACUCUCGUUACUAGCAAUACAAAAGUAGCGUUUGGAGAGGCAGAAAUUGGAAAGGGUCACUUUGUCUUGAAAAACUCUGCCGAGUGGAACGGAAAAAGAGAAUGGAUUUUCAAUUUAGAAGCUAACAAAUCAACAGUUUACUAUACUGCAGAACACAUUGGAUUUAUUAUGGACAUUAUUAGAGAUUGGAGAAAUUAUCCUAAUCAAAAACCACCAACGUUGUUGGAUUUUAUUCCUUCUGUAUAUACUUAUAACUUUUAUUUAUAUAACUCAACACUCAAGAUGCAUACAAACGAGUUGAACAUCGUUGAGCAUCCUAACGAUCCAUCCCAUAACCAUUUCUUUUGCAUUACGUAUCCUCUCAUGGCCAUAUCUUUCACAGCUCCCAGUGAGAUUUUUUCUCCUUCUGCAGUAGAAUAUACAUUUAGCGUUGAAAUUAAAGGAGAUUCUACUACAGAUCCAGGAGUUCACAUGGAAUAUCCUGCAAAUCAUCCUAUAUUUGAAAAUAGUAAUGAUCCAUCCAGAAAGUUUUUAUGGGGAGAACGGGCAUAUGUACAUGGCUCGUAUACAGUUCAUGAAAAAAUACAUGCUGACAAUGUAGAUUGUUGCAUGAUUAACAUUGAUCUAUUUAAUGUCAACUUGUUAGUCAAUGGAUAUUAUAUUAACUAUUUAAUUACCAUGUGGUUUGAUCAUUUUACGGCAGAGAGAUUUUGGAUGACUACAGCAGAGUUUAAAUCUAAUGGGUUCAAAAACGACAAAUCCAAACAGAUUAAUAAUCUUCAAUCUACUGACUUGAACUCUAUACCAUUUAGCUCCAAUAUCACUGAAUAUGUUGUAAAUAUUAAUAUCAAACGAGGAAAAGUUCACUUACCUCAUUCUUUGUACUCCAGCGACGAAUGUACUCAAUUAAUGGGAGAAGAAUUUAGUAUGGACAUUAGAUAUGUUCCUGCUAGCGUUGAUCUCUGUUUUUCGUUAGGUCAAAUGAUGGCAGAAAUACCAAUGGCAUUUGACGAGAGAACUAGACAAAGCAAGAAAUUUGUUGGUUGUGAAGGCAUCAAAUUUAAUGCACAAAUACCAAUGGGGCCUAACCCUGAUGGCUUAACAUGGAGAAGAAAACUUCACUUUGAUAUUGGUGCACUUUCUGGAGAGAUUACUCCUAGCCAAAUUGGAAAUGUUGUCAAUUUCUUGCUCAAUUUUGUGUAUCAAUGGAGGUUGGCGUAUUAUCCAAAGCCAGAAAUGGCGUUUAAAAAAGCAGAUUAUUCAAGAAGACAAUAUUCUGAAGAAGAGUUUGAUGAGUGUGUCAUUUGGGAUAUCCGAGUCACCUUUGUUUCUAUUUUUGCUACCAUAUCGAUGGCCAAUGGUCUUGUGCAAUUAGACGUUGACAAAGGGUUGGAGAUUACUUUUGAUACAUUGAACAAUGGGUCAUCAAAUUCCAGAUUCAAUCUUGUCAUUCCAACCAUCCACGCUCGAGCAAUGCAUGCAAGAGAAAUGGGAAUGAAAAUGGAUGGAGAUUGGAUCCAAGUAGGAGAAUUAUUGACAGGGUUGAGUGUUGGUAUGGCCAAAAGGACUCAUGACCUUAGAGAACACUAUUUUAGACAGCAAAAGUUCAUUCAAAACAUGAACGGGGAUGGCUUUGACCUUCAAUAUAACAUGGAAAGGCAACACAACUUGCUGAAUAGAAGCGCUGUAGAAAGCGGCUCAAGUAAGAAGCGUUCUAAAAGGAAAAACUUAUCAAAACGCUCUUUUGCAAAAAGCUCAACAGAAAUCAGUGAAACCGACGCCAGUGAAACAGACACGGACGAAUUUUAUGAUAUUGCUGACGAAGAAGAUGAAGAAGAGGAACUGAAGGAAGAAAAUGAUAGAGUCUUUGUGGCUCCAAAAACUAUACAAGAAGAAAUUAUUCAUUACGAGAAUGACCAUCGAAAGGAAAUUAGCACAGAAUAUAUUGAUAAUCUUAUCCAUGAAGACAAUUGUCAGACUUUUGAGAAAGAAUCAUUGGAUGCUCGAUCUCAAUGGAAUUUAAUCUCAAAAAGUUUUCCAAGCAUGUCUACUUAUUCAGCAUAUUUAAAUAGCUAUAAUUGUGAAUUUGAGCGAGAGAGCUUAGCACCAACAAGUUAUACAGCCAAAAACUUUCUGGAAGAAAAAUUUCCUUACCACAGACUAGGCAUGUACUCUCCUUUUCCUGAAAUUAGAUUGUUACGACACAAACAGUUAGAUAAGUCAGAACACAAAGAUUACCUACCUCUAGCAAGCAAAUAUUCAAAGUUAAACAUGACAGAUUUCAGAGGACAAUUUUAUUCAUUCGCAACUGGAAAGGACCGAGAAAAUAUUCAAAGGAUUUUGCAAAUUGAGUCUCAGCUUAAUGCCCAAGAGAAUGUAGACAUUCAACAUGUUAAUAUUGAGUUUUUGAAAAAUGUCGAUAUUAGCCUUUCUCCAAAUGUUAUUCCAUUACUUCACAAUUUAGUGAAGUACAUUAUUUUACCAGAUUCUAACCUUCAUGCUACAGCGGAUCACAUUGAGAAAUCACAGAAUAUAUUUAAACAGGAAGUAGCAGAGGAGUUAUUGAAUGAGAAGAAAGUCAAGCCAACAUGGGACAAAAAGCGUAUUGUUUUUUCUGGAGGAGUGAAAUGUGUGAAUGUGAAUGUCAUCCAAUCAAUCUCUGUUCCCAAUAUUAUUCAAGAGUCUCCAGUUCAAGGCAUGGUUGGCACUUAUUCACUGAAAUUGUUUGCGACUGAUGCCUUGGCUGGUUGCUCAGUAACCCUCAAAUAUAAUGACAAGAAAAAUUCUUCAGAGCUAUACUCCAUAGAAGGAUUUGGUAAAUGUUUAGAAUUAGGAGGCGUGGCUCAAUGUGUGGACAUGAAGAAAAAUUAUUACAAAGGCGUGGACACCAGCGAAUUACCUCACCAUUUCCUUCAAAGAUGUAACCUAUCAGCUGACGCUCCAGUUGUUGCACUUGUUUCAAUACAAGAUAUCCAUUUCCAAGGUAAAAACAACAUUAAGGAAGAAAAUUCACAAGGAAGAUUUACUUGUACGGUAGGAAGGCAAGGAGCAGUCAAUUCUGGAGUUACAAUUCUAGUCACUCAUGACAUUGUGGUAAUUGGAUAUUCAACUGUUGAAGUUUGGAGAAAAGUAAUUACAGACAUGGUUCUUAACAUCAAAAAUUAUGUUAGACUGCGCCAUGUGUACGAUCUAUUACUGCUGAGUCAAAUCUCAAAGACGAGUAACAAUAUCAACUCCAUUAAUGAUGACAGUGGCUCAAUUCCAGUUCAUGGCGUACUCGAGAAAAAACAAGCUAUCAAGCACUUGCGCAAGGCUAUCUGUGCACUAUCUCUUUCUGAAGCAAAAAUGAUGCACAGGCACAUAGCUAACCAUGUUCACAUUAAGGUUGAUCCAAAGAAAGAAAUGAGGGAUGUUAGAAAUGAAUAUUCAGAAUUAAUCGAAGAGGACAGUGCUACUGCAUUCAAACAAACGAAAUCAGCCUCAAUCGAGCUAAGAACCGAUAUUUCAUUCCAUCUACAAAGACUAUCCUGCGCUGUUCACUCCACUGAUUACAAGACAAAAAUUUCCACAAAAAGCAUUGCAAAGGUAGAAGAUAUUUUAGUGAGAGGAAAAGUUGAGCAUGGAGUCUAUUCUCUAUUUGAUUCUGGCUACAAGCAUUUUGAAGAGUCAACACAGAAAAUUCGUGAGGUUUCACUCAUCUUGUCUAUCAACUGCAAAGAAUUUAGCAUUGACGUACAUUCUCAAACUCUUCUACUUCUUACAUCUGCAUUAGGAGUGUUUCUUAUUGUAAAAAACAAGCCAUUCAUCAAAAAUCUCAGAGAAAAGGAAAGGAAAAAGGCAACGGAAACAGUUAAACACAAAUCUCAGCCCAUGCUUGAGGUUCCAUCCAAAGAUGAUGUGAGCGCAUCUCAUUCCGAAAUGGAGCACGUUGAAAAAGAAUUACCAGUUUCCAAGGAUUCAAUCACCUUAAAGCUUCACGUUUUUACAAAUGUUCAUGUUGAAAAAGCUGCAGCAAGGGCGUGGAUGGACAAGGGAAGCUAUGCCGAACUAAGUAUUGACAAUUUUUCUUUUUCUUUCAAUCAGCCAAAACAAACAGAAGAGCAAAUGCUGGCAAUAACAUCUGAAUCAGUGGAAGAAAGCGCAAGGUCCACUAACAAAUCCUGCGAAGUUUCAAGUGUGAUGCAACAUUCAGGGAAUAUCUCUGUGAAUAAGAUUCUCUUCCAAUUCAACUAUUCAACACCAGAAAAAACUAGUAGUCCAAAGAAGGAGUUUAUUUCUUUAUUUGAUGUAACAGUUAGUGACAUCAGACUGAAUGAGUUCAUGUCAAAGGCCCAAGAGAAUUUACAUAUUCAUACCUAUUUCACCUUUGACAAAUUGCUUAUUAAUCUACCAUUCGCUGAUGUUUGGUCUGCCUCUUCAGUACAAUUCAGAAAUUUUGUGAAAACUUGGUACGAAGCAGUGGCUCGUAAACCCAAUUUACCUCCAUUUAACAUUGAGAAAGAAAAAUCAGCAACAGAACCAACGAAAGACAAGGAUUCAAAAACAUUAUCCAAUUUCUCAAUUCCGUCUAUUAACGUUGUGGCUGAUCUUAAUGAUGUUUCGGCGUAUUUUAAACUUGUUAAUGCUUUUCAAAUGAGAUAUGCUUUGAGUAAGCUCACUCUUAACUUUAAUCAAACACCAACGUUGGAAAAUAACUUCAUGGUUCAUUUAUUCCCUAAUUCAUUUACUUUAAAGUCAAAUAAUGAUGAAGAAUUUCCUCCAUCUAACAAAUGGGAAGGACCAAACAAGUCUUCAUCUGGAGUGAACGAAUUUAAGAAACAAUUCCUUCUUCCUGAACUCAUCAUUUCAGGAAGUCUCAAAAAUCAACAAGUUGAUGAAGCGUCUACUAAGAGAAUACUUUCAAUGCUUAUUGCCAUUGACUACAUGGAAAAUGUUGUGACUAGUGAUUUACUGAAUCAUGUCAUUGUCAUCCAAUCAGCAGUUGCAAAGGAAGUUAACAAGAUUGUUGAAAGUCUUAACAUUAACGUUGAAAAAGAAGACCUUGAGAAAAUCAAAACAGAGCUACCAAAGGCCAAAAAGAAUGUUAGUUCUUUAAACCUUGCUCUUGAUGUGAACAUACUGUUCGAUGGCAUUCGAAUUACUGCUCUUGGCCCAUCAACUGCUUUGGUUGUAGAUUCUGGAUCCAUUUUCGUCAAUGCAAAUACAUUGGAGAACAUGAAGGUUAAAGCCACGUUGAAAGGUCUCAACGUAAAUAUGAUUGAUACACAUAACAUUAAGUGGGGAAACACAAGAAAAUUCAAGGAUCGAUACUCGGAUAUUAGUGACUGCUAUCAAUGGGCCCAAUUCAGAACAAAUUUACAAAUUCAAAACUUCCUUGACACACCACUCAGUCAGUCCUCCAAGAGCGAUGAAUCCACUCGGAACUUUACAGUGGAUAUCUUUGAUACACAUUUAUAUCUACGUCCUGGUUGCAUUGAACAAGGACUAUUCCUUUUUAAAGAUUACAAACAGUCCAUGAAAACCCUUUUUGAAAAGCUGAAAGAAUCUCGACAAAAGUAUAGAUCUGAAGCGCUGACAUCAUUAAUCAAGACAGGAGAGCAAUACUACUCAAUGUAUUCUCAUCAAAUCAAAGAAAAGGUUACAAGCGAUGCUAGCACCUUUAUCAACUCUGGAGUAGUUCGUAUCACCAAUACGACUCUGUCCAUGCCAUUUGGAGACAAUCCAUUUUAUGGUUUCUUGACAAAUUCUGGACCUACUUAUAGACCAGCAUGUUGUUUGCAAGUCAUAAUUCCUGCAAUAGGGUUUUCAACCAUGUCAGAGUCUGAAGAUGAUGUGAGCGCCACAUUGGACACUAUUAUUUCAACAGGAAAAGAUAGUGUUUCUAGUCAACGGGUAGCAACAGGAAAAGUACUUUCUGUGAAUAUUUAUUUAGAUGAGAAACCAGCUCGAAAACCAAAACAAUCAUUUAACAUGCCUUCUCUUGGAGAGUAUGAAGUAGCCAAAACCAAAGCAAAAGUUGAAAAAAUCAUCAUGAGCUUGAAACUAAAGGUUACCAAGAAUGAAAUUAAUGGUUCUGGUGUUUUGCACAUUCCAGGACCAGAGUUGAGAAUUUCUCCUUCUCUCAUCCGAAGAGGUUUAGAACUUGGCUACGAUUGGUUCAAUCCCAAACGAAAACUAUUCGCCACAGAAAUGAUCAGUGGUAGUGAAAUUCCAACUCAAAAACCUGAAACUCCACGACAAGGUGAAUCUAUGAAGAUACGAGAUUUGACACGUAGAAAGUUUAAUUUUCUAUUUACUGCAAAUAUCCAACCUGGUGUUUUUACACUUGCACAUAAUUUAACACCAUCCACCAUUAUUCGAAGAAAGCUCACGGAUGACACUUCAAUAUCUGUGGAGGAAAAAUUACCUUCCAUCUCUGCUACUGCACUUCACAAAAAUCCUGGAACAAGUACCAAUCGAUCCACCACUCAUGUUCAUGUAGAAGUGAAUUGGGAUGGUAUCAAACUCAUGCCUAAAUCCAUCUUUUUCAUUUUAGAGACACUUCAUGAAUUUAAACUUUGGAAAAAAGAGGAAAAUAAGAGAAGAAGCAACUCCAGCUCAAUGACACUCGAAGAUUUACUCUCUGAAAGCGAUACCUCGAAACCAGUAGCUUGGAUGAAAAUGAUUAAGGCACUGCUAUUAAUUCAACGAGUGUACAGAGGACAUCGAGCAAGAAAAUUAUUUAAAAAGCUCAAAAACAACAAAACAGAAAGAGAUAAUUACCUUAAAAAAUCUGUGAAAAAGGAAUCCAAAAAACGUGAAGCAGUGACCUUACAAUCUGAUUCAUUCAGUUUACAAUGUCGAAUCCAUCCGUUCAAGCUUGAACUUUCAUGCUUUCCACUUGCAGAAACUGCCACAAGUCUCGAAUUUGUAGCUCCAUUCGAUAUCAUGAUGAGUCGAACAUUGAGAUCAGUUCAAACAGGAUCCACCAGAGGAAAUGCCAUGUAUAUGAAUCUCUUCAUGUCAUGCCCUUCAGUCAUUGUAAGAUGUUAUCAUCCACUCACACCAACACCAUUUAUUAUUGCAACAGUGAAAGGUAUUAUUGGAAACGUGGGAAGUGGUUUUGGAAGUUAUCUCAGGUCUGAUGAUACCCCUGUCUAUUCAGGUACCAUUCAUGUCAAGAAAAUAUCACUUGAAGUGAGUCUACCUCAAAUGAAUCACUUCUUCAUCAUGUACACGAUAUGGAUGGACAAAUAUGAAGAAGCGAAAAAUGCUUUGAAAGUUGUGAGAGGAGAAAUUGUUUCAUCACCCAAACUAAUCACGCCUCUACCUGUGACAAGCGAGGAACAAGAAGAAAAGGAACAAAAGAGAAAGAAAAUUAGUAUGGAUGAAAUUUCACUCAAUUCCACAGCUUCUAAAUUUGGACAGCUACUUAUUUCUUCUUUUGAGAUUGUUAGUGAUAUGGGACCAACGUUGGGAAAGCAAAAAUUCGUUGCUGAUGAAAUUUCUCUCUUCUGUAAAGAUAAGGGUCGCAUUCAAAACGAAACUGUUCGAGAUCCUCUUCACAUUGGAGGAUAUAUUGGAAAAUUGGAAGGAAAACUUGUUGGAAGACUUCAAGGAAACAUUUUAAUGCAUGGAGUUGUGGCAGGAAUUAAUCGCUCAUUUAAAGUAGGAGGACCAAAUCCAACCUAUAAGGGAGUUACUGAACUUUCAUUGACUGCUCUUCCAAGUCUUAUUGAUAUUGAACUUAAUUCUGCAAAAAUUUUGAACAUUUCUUUGAAAACACUUUCUCUCCAUUUUAGUGAUGUAUUUGAUUCUAGUGACGGUAGAAUGUAUCAUGUGGAAACAGAAAUUAACUCUUCAGGAGCUAUAGUAAGAUUAUCAAAAAUAUCUGCAUCAGCAUUUAUUUAUGUAUUUUACAAGAUCAAGGAAUUGGCAUCUGAAAAGAAACGAGCAGCACUUGAUACAUUGCAAGGAUCUGUUUCAUUUUUCAAUUUUGAUUCAAAAACGUCAGAUCAUGAUGACACGGAUGAUGAAGAUGAAAAACCGUAUCAAAUCAAAUCUCUCACCAUUCAAUCCCCAACCAAACAAUUCCUUUCUCUUGUUCCAAUGGGUGACAUUGUUUUUAAAGGAGCUAAUUUAAGAGUUUAUCUUUAUGAAAAGUUUUCUGUAGAGAAUGACAAAUUUAAUCCCAAUGGAGAUUGGUUAGAAUUUGGAAUGGAUGAUUAUCAACUCAAGUUUAAAAGAAAAGCACUUGUGGAGGACAAAUCAGUGGAAAGAAGUUUAACAUUGUUCUUGGCAAAAGUAGUUUUGGAUCGAAUGGCACCUCCAACAAAGAGAUCCUUUAUUUUGGAAGUCCCUGGUGCUCACUUGACAAUGAAUUCUGUUCAAACAAGAGCUUUACCUGAUAUCAUUAAUUAUACAUUCAAGACCAAGUUCCCAAAAGCAAUUACAGUGACUACCAAUUUGAACGAAUACACAUUCUUGCAAGGAUUACUCAAGUUAUACAAGAAUGAAGUGAAAAAUGAAUUGGAUGAACAUCAAAAGUCGUCUAGUCAAGGUGCCACAGGAACCAUUAUUUCAUUGACCUCUCCUUCACUCAAUGAUCAAACGUCCUCUCAAAAGAAGACAUCCAACAUUUUUGGUAUUUCAAAGAGACAUUUUGAGGGAACUGUUCAACUUAAUCCAAAACUUAACGUUCUAGGAGAUUUAACCCCUGAGGUACAAACAGUGUUGGGAUGGCUUGGAAUUUCUGAAAGUAUCAUUCCACAAGUGACACAUGAAGGCGUGACAGACACUUUGGAGACCAUUCUCAUUGCCUGCUACAGAACCAGCGAGUUGAUGGACAGAAUUUUCAUAGAGCAAGAAAAAUAA
Naegleria lovaniensis is the source of this 10347-nucleotide messenger RNA. RefSeq lists its product as uncharacterized. Lineage: Eukaryota; Heterolobosea; Eutetramitea; Acrasida; Naegleriidae. The transcript is spliced from 5 exons. Gene Ontology annotation, cellular component: membrane. The record is from RefSeq and is a predicted model, not a curated record. The coding region runs from base 1 to 10347 and encodes 3448 amino acids. Gene Ontology annotation, molecular function: protein binding. Gene Ontology annotation, biological process: fermentation.